Neurospora tetrasperma FGSC 2508 is the source of this 2976-nucleotide messenger RNA. RefSeq lists its product as uncharacterized. NCBI's taxonomy places the organism in Eukaryota, Fungi, Ascomycota, Sordariomycetes, Sordariales, Sordariaceae. Gene Ontology annotation, molecular function: diphthine-ammonia ligase activity. The coding region runs from base 1 to 2850 and encodes 949 amino acids. The record is from RefSeq and is a predicted model, not a curated record. Gene Ontology annotation, biological process: protein histidyl modification to diphthamide. The transcript has a single exon.
AUGGCUACCCCCGCGGCUCCUCCUCCAGCUCAAGGAGGACGGCUGAACGUCAUCGCCCUCAUCUCCGGCGGCAAAGACAGCUUCUUCUCCCUCCUCCACUGCCUCGCUCACGGCCAUCGAGUGGUAGCUCUAGCAAAUCUACACCCACCAGAAACAAAUGAACAUGAAGGAUCACAGCAAGAAGAAGAAGAAGAAGAAGAAGAAGGAGAAGAAGAUUUAAACAGUUUCAUGUAUCAAACCGUCGGCCACCAAGUGAUCCCCUUGUACGCCGAGGCCACGGGUAUUCCGCUGUACCGCCAGCCCAUUCUCGGGGGGGCCACGCAGGGGAAGGAUUAUUCGCAUUUUUCGACGGCGGUUGCUGUCCAAGGUGAAGGGGACAACAAUGCGAAAGCGAAACAAGUGAAAGACGACGACGACGAAACAGAAUCCAUGAUCCCCCUCCUCCUCGCCAUCAAGCGCGCCCACCCCGAAGCCAACGCCAUCUGCGCCGGCGCCAUCCUCAGCACCUACCAGCGCACGCGCGUCGAGUCGGUAGCCGUCCGCUUGGGCCUGACGCCUUUGGCCUUUCUGUGGAAGUUCCCUAUCCUGCCCGUCCCACAACAUUUGGCUGGUGGAGACGUUGCAACCACGGACGCGCAACUCCUAGACGAUAUGGCCGCCGCGGGCAUGGAAGCGCGCAUCAUCAAGGUAGCCAGUGGCGGACUGGACGACUCCUUCCUCUGGACCAACGUCGCGGAUCGAUUGGGAAAGGAGAGGAUCGCGAGGAGUAUGCGGCGGUUCGGGACAGCGUCGGAGAAGGGCGCAGUGAUUGGGGAGGGAGGGGAGUUCGAGACGUUGGUGUUGGAUGGGCCGCGACAGCUGUUUCGGAAGAGGAUCAUGGUGGAGGAGAAGGAUAGGAGGGUUGUUCGGGAGGGAGGAGGGUGUGCUUGGUUGAGUUUUAGAAGUGCAAAGUUGGAGGAUAAAGAAGUCACCUUGGCGGCUUCUGAUGAGGAGAAGAGUGAUACUGGAAAAAUCAGGAUCCCAGAUUUGUUGGAUGCUAGGUUUGUGGGCGUGUUGGAGGGUUUGAAUACAAGUGCUUCCGCUGGCGAGGAGGAAGCUCGAAAGCUUCUGGCUCUGCUCAGCUUGGAACCUCAACAUAGCUUGUCGAAGCAAAAAGGUACAUUUCAGCUUGGACUGCCCCAAAGUCUCAACGACAGCAAACUACAACAAUGGUGCUUCUUCGGCAAUGCUUCUUCCUCCGCUGGUAGCAGCAACACGGUCGAGACAGAAACAUCAUUGCUCGUUUCUCAAAUUCGCCAACGACUCCAGCAAUCCAACCUCACUCCAUCCGCCAUUCUCACCUCCACGAUUCUCCUUCGUCACAUGGCCGACUUCCCUGCCGUCAACUCCGUCUACGGUGCCCUCUUUGAUUCACCCAACCCUCCUUCACGAGUCUGUGUUGCUUGCGGUGACUCCCUGUCCGCCUUGACUAACAACAAUGGCAGCAUCAGCAUCGCCAUCUACCUCACCGUGCACACCGGCUUCACCAACAAAUCCACAACCGACCAGCGCCGACAAGGUCUUCACGUGCAAUCCCGCUCAUACUGGGCUCCCGCCAACAUUGGACCAUAUAGCCAAGCCAUCUCACUUCCGUUGGCCAGUCUAUCAUCUUUUUCAAAGCCCCCAAACUCCACUGGCGGCAAUCAUGACGACGGCAACGGUGGUCCACGACUAGUUACCAUCGCGGGUCAAAUCCCCCUUGUACCCGCCACCAUGGCCCUGCCUCCUGCGGAAUCAGAGCAACAGCGACAGGCACUAAACACCCAACUCGCCCUCUCACUCCAACACCUCUGGCGCAUCGGCCUCGAAGUUGGCGUGCAAUGGUGGACUAGCGCCGUGGCUUAUUUCCCCGCGGCCACCACCACCACCGACUCCUCCUCCUUUUCGAUGCCCAUGAGCGAAAAGGCCAGACUGGCUUACAAGACCUGGCAAUCGGCCCAUCAGUGGUCUUCUUCCAAGGUCGCAUCAGACGAGGAGGACUCUGACGCUAACUCAGACUCUGACGACGAUGACGGUCCCGACCUCUGGGACAGAAAAUUCAAUCCCCGGUAUAUGUCCUUUGCUGUCACCUCCACAGAAGACUCCUCCUCCUCGGAACCAAAACUACCGGAUUGGAGUGUCCUCUCCAAGAAUAACAACAUCAAGGACAACAAAAAUAAGAGGAGGAGGGCAACCCCACCCUUCUUCUUUGCUGCACAAGUCGCCGAGCUCCCUCGCUCCGCGGGCGUCGAGUGGCACGCGCAUCUGGGCAUCGCCAAGGCUGGGUCAAAGAGUGUGACGGUUUUGGAGAGCUUUCAGGCAAAUAUAAACAGCGAUGACGAUACUGGUGAAGAGAGAGUGGUGGAGGUCCAUCAGACUGUUGUCCGUUCUCCUGCUUCCACGUCUGAGCAAGACGACGACGAUGACGAUAUGGACGAUAUGGACAAUGAUGAUGAUGACAAGGGAGUCAAAAAUGAAGCAUCAGGCCGACGACCCGCUCUCCUGCAGACUAUUUUGGUGGAAAGAUACAUGGGUGGGAGUUCACCCCCCUUAUCAUCUCUGUCUUCGUCUUCGUCUUCGUCUUCGUUUACCGCAGUCGAUGAGCUUGCGUGGUUGUCUACACGUCGGCUGAUCAACCAGGGACACGGAGAGCCCGACAACGAAAGGGGUGGCCCAUCUGUCAUGGUGCGUUAUGUGGAUGCCAGCCUUUCUGCCGCCGCCGCCCUUGGUGGUGGUGGUGUGUCCGUAGCCGUGGUGCCGUGCGCGUCGCUCUGGGAUGCUGAUGGAGAAAGACUGGCUUCUGUUACGAUUUACCAGAGUGUAUUUGAAUAAAUCAGUGGUAUGAAAGGAGGGUACGACUUCUGGAGUCUGUGAAAGUGGUAAAGUUUAACUGUAUUUGCCUUGUGGACUUGAACCAGGAAGAGGACAUGGAAAUAACACAUUAUGGUGUCUAUGUUG